Molecule: messenger RNA, 2208 nt
Organism: Marasmius oreades (fairy-ring Marasmius)
Lineage: Eukaryota; Fungi; Basidiomycota; Agaricomycetes; Agaricales; Marasmiaceae
Exons: 12
Coding region: 10-2208 (732 amino acids)
Source: RefSeq, a predicted model, not a curated record
AUCACUGGAAUGGCUUCAAUGACUUCCUCUUCCACGAAUUCCGCCCUUCAAAAUCCAAGAAUUUUAACGUCUCUACCACAAAUUUUAUCUUCCAUUUCAGCUCAUCAAUCUGAGGAAGUCGAGCUCUCAAAUUCGCUUUCCGACCUUUUAUCCGCUCAACAACCUAUCGCUGACGCACUUGAUCGACUCCACGGCCUUGUUCCACACCUACAAUUGCUGUCGAAGGAUGCCAUUGCUCUGUCCAACAAGGUCUCAUCCACCGCAAGAACCGCUAAUCGCAUCGGUGGUCGGGUACAGUUACUAGACGAGGAAAUGAGACGAAUAAGGGAAGCCUCAGACCGUGUAGGACAAGUCAUAGACCUCAAGGCAUCUCUGGUCGAGCUGAAAAUAGCAAUGGAAAACCGAGACUGGGAGACCGCGACUCGUCACUGUGCACGGGCAAUGUCUGUAUCGCCCCAAAUCAUCUCAGGUGCAUUUGCCCAAGUCGCAGUGCCUACCUCCGAUAGCCAUUUACCGCCAGCCCAGACACUUGGAGCCGCCCGUGAGGAACUCCUCAAAAUUUUUCUUCGCAACUUCGAGCAAGCAUCCCAAGCAAAAGACGCGACUGCGACCAGCCGAUUUUUUAAGCUGUUUCCCGCAAUCGGUUGGGAGAGAGAAGGUUUGGAGGUAUACGCGUCGUUCGUCGUAGACUUGGUUCGAGUAAGGUCACCUGUGGCUACAAAAUCCUCAUCUCCAUUGUACUUUAUCGCUGCCCUGACCGCUCUUUUCGAGAGUGUGGCAAUGAUUAUUGAUCAACAUACGCCUGUCGUCGAGAAAUACUACGGAGAGGGUAAGAUGAAGCAAGUAAUAGAACGACUGCUGCAGGAAUGUGAUAGAGUGAUUAGCGGGAUUAUAGAAAGAUGGGAGGAGGAGAGAACAAUCAGCCGAAAACUUUCCGAUGUACAAAGUGUCCAAACUUCAUCCCCGACCAACCGCAGGCAGACUUCAAACAUUUCCACUGAGGACGAUGUGUUAGAUCCAAGAGAAAUAGACAAGCUAUUAGUGGAAAUGUCUGGCAUUGUUGGGCGCUGGAGUCUGUUCAAGAUUUAUUUGUUUGACAGUGACCUGGAAUCGAGUCAAGAUAGAGAGCCUUCCAAUGAAGCUUCUCGUCAUGCCUCCCUCGUAGAGUCCACUCCGUCUCAGGUGCGAUUCGAGCAUCUGUUGACGACAUGCUAUAUUCCGAUGGAAGUUUGGUACAUCCGGACAAUCAUUGACAAGGCUCAUCGGAUGUCAAGCCUCGAUUCAACGCAAGCUGUGGUCAUAACGACGACCCCGGACGACGUGUUCUACGUGCUCAAAGUUGUGAUUGCCAGACUUUAUUCGACUGGCUCGUUAACGACCGUCCAGCGGCUGAUGCAGAAGCUACGGGAGGUUUUGGAAGAAGACUACAUCAACGUUUUGAAAAAGAAACUGCAAGACGUAUACCGCAAUGCGCCGGUGGGUCAAAGCACAAACCAAAAGUCCGAACGAGAAAACCGGCACGCCUAUAUAGUAAUUCUGAACGAUCUCGAUGUGUCAUCGUCACAUUUGGAUCGUCUCUGUAAAGAUUUAACGACAACAGGUCCAAUAAACCAAUUCUUUAUGUUUUCGCAGCAGUCCACCGCGAAAGAACAACUUGCCACGUUCUCUACUCUAACAACGAAGUUCCGGUCGACCACUCGGGUGGGCGUAGAACAGCUGUUCAACCAACUGGUUCGGCCGAAAUUGAAAACAUUUAUCAAUGAAGUUUACAAGGAUGUAUCGUAUGUCUUGGAUGAUGACGGAUACUCAAAUGCGGAGUAUCACGACUUGGUCCGAAAACGUUUCGUGAAGAGAUGGGAACAGUUAACUGAGGGAUAUAGGGACAUGCUCUCGGAGAGUAAUUUUCGGAUCUUCUUUGUGCUCCUAUUGGACGUCGUUCUUCGGCCUUGGGAAAAGUUCAUGUUGGGCUUCAAGUUCACCGAGCUUGGGGCGAUUCGCUUCGAUCGUGAUUUACGUGCGAUAAUAACCUAUCUUUCUCCUCAUAAUGUUUUUGGGGAUGCACGCGAAAAAUUUGUUCGCCUACAGCAAAUGUCGACGCUGUUAAACUUGGAUAACGAAGAAGACGUGGACGAAUUUUACAACGGGUCGGGUAUUUCUUGGAAGUUGACUGCACAGGAAGCUCGGACCAUCUCGGCCCUAAAAAUUUGA